ACACCUGAAAAAGAAAAUCUUGUUUCUUCCUGUUUACCUGAUUAAAAUGCAAGUUCUGUUUCUUCCGUGUCACAAGAGGUCUGCCGAUAGGAGCGAUGUUGGUAGCUGGUGGUAGUGUGAAGUCAUUGUUCAGGUCCGUUAGAUUUAUAUGUGCUCAACGUGCCGCGGCUCCGUCAUCACUCUGCGGAUGUCACAGAGGGACACUGCUCGUGCUCCACAGCAGAGCAAGCAGCGGCACGCGGGACGUAACAGGGAAGCUGGUGCGAGAUGGUGUGGAUAAGAAAGCAGUGAUCUGCAUUGAGGGGAACAUUGCCAGUGGGAAGACGACAUGUCUGGAGUAUUUUAGCAAAACUAGCAAUAUAGAGGUCCUCACAGAACCCAUCUCUAAAUGGAGGAACGUCCGUGGACACAACCCUCUGGCUCUGAUGUACCAGGAUCCUGAGCGCUGGGGCAUCACACUGCAGACGUAUGUUCAACUCACCAUGCUGGACAGACACAUGUCAGCUAUAUCAGCCCCCGUCAGGAUGAUGGAGAGGUCCAUCUUCAGUGCCAAGUACAUCUUUGUGGACAAUCUCUUCAGCAGUGGUAAAAUGCCUGAGGUGGACUACGCUGUUCUCAGCGAGUGGUUUGAUUGGAUCACAACUAACAUUUCCAUUCCUGUUGAUCUGAUUGUCUACCUGCAGACAUCUCCUCAGACCUGCCAUGAGAGGUUAAAGCAGAGAUGCAGAGAGGAGGAGAAAGUCAUUCCAUUGGAGUAUCUGGAGUCUAUCCACCAGCGGUACGAGGACUGGCUCAUCAAGAAGAACUCCUCCCCUCUUCCUGCUCCUGUUCUGGUGAUUCCUGCUGACAACGACCUCCAGAAGAUGCUGCAACUGUACGAAGAAAACCGUGACAAGAUCCUACCAGCUAACUAUCUCUGAUUUCUAAGUUGCACACUCUCACAUACAGUAGCUCUAAGAUUCAGAUUUACAUUUUUAGAAAUUUGAGAAAAUUGGACAACUUUAUAUCCAAAUACAGUUUAACCGGUAUGCAUGCAUAAGGCAUAAUGCUCACAUUUAGUAGCUUUUAAUUACUAAGUUUCCUUAACAAUGUAAUGUUCUGUAUAUUAUAAAUAUUCUCACCUACAGAUGGGAAACGCUUCAGAAAUAGUUAAAUAUUCCAGUAUCCAGUAUAAUAUUCUCAGCUUUAAAACAGUUCAAAGUUUCUUCACAGAACCUGAAAAGACUUUUACUUGAAACUGUGAGCUUUAACUGAAUCAUUCUACAUUGUGUGCAGUUUCUUUGUCCGUGUUUAUUAGUUUGGUUUGUAUUUUGCUAUGUAAUGAAAUGCACUUGAAGUUUAUCCUCAGAACUUACAUUUUGUUGUCACCCAGAUAUGAUCCAUUAUGUGUUUUGGAUUUUAAACCUCAAUGGUUCAACAACCAUCAUUCCCCCUGCUACAGACAAUACAUGUGUGUAUAGUCUGUGAAGUCACGUCAUUCAUUGUUGGACCUGAUGACCAUGUACGGUUAAAAUGUUUCUCUGGAAUUACUUUUAAUAAAAGGAACCUUUGUUUUUGUUUUUUACAUAUUUUGCCAUAUUAAUAAAUAUAUUAUGUAAUCCUAUUUUAGUUUUUAAGCAUAUUCUGCUCUUUUGUGUUGAUCCGAUAUGUUAAUUGAAGGAGUUUGUAAGGAAUAAAAUAUGAGCUGUUUAGA
Molecule: messenger RNA, 1693 nt
Organism: Cottoperca gobio
Lineage: Eukaryota; Metazoa; Chordata; Actinopteri; Perciformes; Bovichtidae
Gene: tk2
Product: thymidine kinase 2
Exons: 10
Coding region: 96-920 (274 amino acids)
Biological process (GO): nucleobase-containing compound metabolic process
Cellular component (GO): mitochondrion; cytoplasm
Molecular function (GO): ATP binding; deoxynucleoside kinase activity
Source: RefSeq, a predicted model, not a curated record